AUGCGUUUUAAAAAAGUAGUUACCUCCCGCAAGGUAAGUUUCGCCAGCUCGAGAGAGAACAUGAAGGCAGAUUGUUUUGUGCUCGGAGUAUGCUGUUCUAUCGUGGCUUGUGUGUUCGGUGAUGAUAUGACAGUGAAGGUGGGAGAUUCAGUCUCUCUAAAGACUGAUAUGAAGAAAAAGCAAGAUGACACAAUUCUGUGGUAUUUUGAAGACAAUCGCAUUGCUCUAAUCAAUCAUGGUCCAAGUACAAGCUGUAAAUAUGAAGGUGAAGGUGGGAGAUUCAGAGACAGACUAGAGAUAGACUAUGAGACUGGAUACCUGUCCAUCACAGACAUCAGAUUUGAAGAUGAUGGAUGUUAUGAAGCAGAGUUAAUCAGAGGCAAAAUUCCAGGCAAAACCACAAGCUUGAACAGACCCAGAACAUGUGACAGCACAAAAAUAAUCCACAAAAACAAACUUGGUGACAGCAUAAAAAAAAUCAAUGUUAAUGUCAGAGACAAAAGCGAAGAAAAAGCCACUACAAUUGAGACAGGAAAUAACAAAAGCGAAGAAAAAACCACUACAAUUGAGACAGGAAAUACUAAAAACGAAGAAGAAUCUUCCAAAAUUGAGAUAGGAAAAAACAAAAGUGAAGAAGAAUCCACUACAAUUAAGACAGGAAAUACUAAAAACGAAGAAGAAUCUUCCAAAAUUGAGAUAGGUAAAAUUUUAGGUGUUGUAGCAACAAUUGCAGUUGCUGUUCUGCUGGCUGUAGCUGGUGUGAUUUGCUGGUGCUACAGGAUCUCCAGAAAUGCAGUCAUGGAGAAAAACAAGUCUGCACGUCUUUUGGAAGAUCAGAGGAAAGAUGACAGUGAUGUGCCUUAUGAGAAUCCUUCCAACGUAUUAAUUAAUUAAAUCAGUAAAAAAAAAAAAUCUGAUUUUACUGAGCCUCUUGAAAUCACAGAUGUUAAAAUGUGCUUGUUCUGUUGAACUGUUGAACACGAAAUAUAUGCAGGCCACACUGAUGAAUGACAAAGAAUUUUUGGAAUUAAUAUUUUGUAAAUAUUAAACUACUUGUUACUGGAGGUGUAUAUAAUGUUAGUGUGACUUUUUCAGGCUGUUUGUUAGAAGUAAUUGCAGGGUUGUUUAAUGGAAAUAUCCUUUGUAAAAGAAUGAUCUAUAAUUACUUCUUCAACUUAGCAGGGGCUUUUACAAAGUGACCUACAAAUGAGAAAUGUCAUAGGCUAUAGUUAAAUGUCUUUGUUUGUUGUUCUGGGUUAGUUAAGUCUGUGUGAAAAUGUUGUAUCUUCACAUAUUUCCUGAAGAUAUCACAGAGGAACAUGUACUGUAUUAGGGCUGUCACUAAGAAUUAUUUUGGUAUUUGAGUAAUCCUUUGAUCAUUCUGAUGACUAUUCAACUAAUUUGAUAUCAAAAGCAAGUAAUCAUAUUUUUACUGAAUAAAACUAUGUAAAUACAUAAUAUAUUUUAAACAGUAGAACUAAUAUACAUUUAGCAUUAUAACAAAUGACUGCAUAGGGCGCCAACGGCGAUUGUUUUUACACUUUACUGUGUGAUCUAAUCCUUGUUUAGUAUUGGCUAGAUAUGGCUAUUGGUAGAGACAUAUCUGUAUACAGCUGUGUUAUUUUACAGGAGAAAAUUGUGUAGCUACUGUACAAAUAUGACACUCAUUUGAUGGAGACUGCCAGUGAGAUGUCAAGCAAUGUAAAUGUAAAUAA
Labeo rohita (rohu) is the source of this 1715-nucleotide messenger RNA. RefSeq lists its product as uncharacterized. NCBI's taxonomy places the organism in Eukaryota, Metazoa, Chordata, Actinopteri, Cypriniformes, Cyprinidae. The transcript is spliced from 10 exons. The record is from RefSeq and is a predicted model, not a curated record. The coding region runs from base 1 to 894 and encodes 297 amino acids.